This is a messenger RNA of Medicago truncatula (barrel medic), 1166 nucleotides long. RefSeq names its product chloroplast envelope quinone oxidoreductase homolog. Gene Ontology annotation, molecular function: oxidoreductase activity. The transcript is spliced from 4 exons. NCBI's taxonomy places the organism in Eukaryota, Viridiplantae, Streptophyta, Magnoliopsida, Fabales, Fabaceae. The record is from RefSeq and is a predicted model, not a curated record. Bases 71 to 1075 code for a protein of 334 amino acids.
UGGUGUCACUUAAACCAAACUAGACUCUUAAGUGUAGAGUGUGGUACGAUAUAGAAAGAUAAUAUAUCACAUGGCUAUCAAACUCAUGCAUGCAGUUCAGUACGAUUCCUAUGAUGGAGGUUCUUCUGGACUUAAGCAUGUUGAAGUUCAUAUUCCAACUCCAAAGGCCAAUGAAGUUUUAAUCAAAGUGGAAGCAAGUAGCAUUAAUCCAGUUGAUUGGAAGAUUCAAGAUGGUCUUCUUCGCUAUUUAUUGCCUCGAAAAUUUCCCUUCACUCCUUGCACCGAUGUAGCAGGAGAGGUAGUAGAUUUUGGAUCACAAGUUAAAGAUUUCAAAGUUGGAGACAAAGUUAUUGCUAAACUCAACAAUCAAGAUGGGGGUGGACUAGCUGAGUUUGCGGUGGCUAGCGAGAGCUUAACAACUUUGAGACCAUCUGAAGUCUCAGCUGCUGAAGGUGCCGGUUUACCUGUAGCCGGUCUCGCGGCUCAUGAUGCCAUCACAAAAAUGGCAGGAAUUAAACUUGAUCGUACUGGUGAACCCAAAAACAUUCUGGUAACCGCUGCUUCAGGUGGCGUAGGUGUAUAUGCAGUUCAACUUGCCAAACUAGGAAACAACCAUGUCACAGCCACUUGUGGUGCUAGAAAUAUUGAGCUUAUCAAGAGCUUAGGCGCCGAUGAGGUUCUCGACUACAAGACUCCAGAGGGAGCAUCACUGAAGAGUCCAUCUGGUAGGAAAUAUGAUGCAGUAAUACAUUGUACUGCUGGAAUACCAUGGUCAACUUUUGAACCAAAUUUGACAGAAAAUGGAAUUGUUGUAGAUUUAACACCUGGACCAAGUUCAUUGAUGAAAUAUGCGUUGAAGAAACUUACCUUUUCAAAGAAGUUGUGGGUACCUUUUAUUGUAACUAUCAAACGUGAGGGCUUAGAACAUCUAGCUGAAUUAGUGAAAGAUGGAAAACUUAAGACAAUAAUUGACUCCAAGUUUCCUUUGGGCAAAGCUGAAUAUGCUUGGUCUAAGAUCAUUGAUGGCCAUGCUACUGGAAAAAUCAUUGUGGAGCCAAGUAGGGUUUUGUUUUGAAUUGUGUUUGGGUUGUAUGCUUUAUGUUUUGGAUGUUGCUUGUUGUAUUCAUGUGUAGUUAAGUUGUUACACUCACGAGUUAACUCUUAAA